AUGCCGCGCUUCGGCGGCUCGCCCUCCUGCGCGCGCUGCUCCCGCGCCGUCUAUGCCGCAGAGCAAGUCGUGGGUCCGCUGGGACGCCCAUACCACAAGGCCUGUCUGGCAUGCGUCGUCUGCGCGCGCAGACUCGACUCCACCCUCUUGGUCGAGCAUGAGGGCGAGGCCUACUGUCGCAACUGCCAUCGCGCGCAUCUGGGACAGGGCAAGGGCGGCUUCGGGCUGGCCGUGCCGCUGAGGGCCGAAGUGCCCAAGGCGGCAGGAGGCACACCGACGAAGAAUGCUACAGAGACGCCGCCACGAGCCAGUCUCGAGCAGAGAGGCAGCCUAGAUCAGCAGCGCCGCAGCGUCGACACUACUCGACGCUCGCAAGACCAGCCGGCACCGGCGGCGGCACCGGCGGCAUCCUACACGCGCGAUGCACCCUCCUCCUCUGGGACGCCGCUUUGUGCGCGAUGUGGAAAGGCGGUCUACUUCGCAGAGCAACUGCAAGCCGCCGGCCGAGCAUGGCAUCGCUUCUGCCUGCGCUGCGACGGCUGCAGCACGACGCUGGAGCCGGGCAAGCUCGAGGAGGGUCCGGUGGAGCAGGUGCAAAAGGCAGCGUGCAAUGUGUGGUGCAGGACUUGUUACGCGAAGCGCUUUGGCCCGAGAGGAAUCGGAGUGGGAGGUAUCUCGCUGCCCGAGCAUCAGUAGCUCCUGGCGCCGCAUGGAUCUCCUCAUCGCCUUCUCUUUCUCUCUACGGUCACGACAGCCUCCACUGUCGUCUCGCUUCCCUCGUCGUUGCCAGUCUCUCCUGUAGCCUCGCUCCCUCUUGUAGCUCUUUCGCACUGUAGCUCCUCGCAACUCCCCGCUCGCGCUCUUCGCCUCGCGGUCCUCUACGUGCAGUGGCCGCCUGCGACGCUCUCUCUCAAUGCAAACGAUGCCUCAGUAAUCUCAUUCUUGCAUCGC
Messenger RNA from Tilletiopsis washingtonensis, 951 nucleotides. RefSeq lists its product as hypothetical. The record is from RefSeq and is a predicted model, not a curated record. The coding region runs from base 1 to 696 and encodes 231 amino acids. The transcript is spliced from 4 exons. NCBI's taxonomy places the organism in Eukaryota, Fungi, Basidiomycota, Exobasidiomycetes, Entylomatales. Gene Ontology annotation, cellular component: cytoplasm. Gene Ontology annotation, biological process: actin cytoskeleton organization.